AUGACAACAACCACUCCCGUAAACAAUGCUACCAGUGAUGAAGAAAUUGCCUUGGAAACAACAGAUAAAACGGAAAAUACCUCCUCACCGACAAAAGAUGACAAUACUAUUAGUAAUAGUGAUAGUCCAUUCCAUUUACUGGAAGGUCGUUGGACAUUCUGGUACACACAUCGACCAACGACGUUUCGCAAUAGUGCAGUUAAUUACGACUCUUGUUUGAAAAAACUCGGUACAUUUGGUUCAAUAGAAGAAUUCUGGUGCUACUAUGAUCAUAUGAAGUUUCCCGGCGAUCUUCCACUCUAUAGUGAUGUCCACUUGUUUAAAGAAAAUCUCAAACCCAUGUGGGAAGAAGAAGGCAAUCGUCUUGGUGGAAAAUGGAUUUUACGAUUGAAGAAAGGUCUAUCAACGCGUCUCUGGGAAUUACUUGUUUUGGCUGUUAUCGGUGAACAAUUUAGUGUCGGAAAGGAAAUCUGUGGUAUUGUUUGUUCGAUUCGACCACAAGAAGAUCUGAUUAGCAUCUGGACAAAAACAGCAAACAAUCAAACAGUUACACAAAGAAUCAAAGAAACAAUGAAGAAAGUACUUAAUCUACCACAAGAUUGUCCGAUGGAAUACAAAACUCAUAAUGAUUCAUUACGUGAUAAUUGUAGUUAUCGAAAUACGGAUCGUAUGACCGAUCAUUUCUAUCAGUCGGCGAAUCCAUUAUGGUACAUACCAUGUGACGGUGGUCUUCUGAUCUUAACUAUCUUAACAUUUUGGCGACAUACCGUAUCCUACGAUGCACUGGGUUUCCUAGGUACAUUCCUCAAGUAUCUAGCAUACAAUUAUCACACUCUACUUGUAUGGAUAUUUUGGGUCUCAGUAUUUCUACAUGUGUUCGAAGCGACAAUAGCCUGGCGCAUAUGUAAACGUUUAAAUAUUGACUCGGAGAAUACUUGGCGAUGGUGUCGACAAACUCUAUUAUUAGGUUAUCCUUCGUUAGGUAAACUGAGACGAUACGAAGCUGAAAAACGCAAAUUAUCGUAA
Molecule: messenger RNA, 1026 nt
Organism: Adineta ricciae
Lineage: Eukaryota; Metazoa; Rotifera; Eurotatoria; Adinetida; Adinetidae
Source: the annotation of a GenBank genome assembly